This is a messenger RNA of Anneissia japonica, 3941 nucleotides long. RefSeq names its product OTU domain-containing protein 5-like. The transcript has 9 exons. Gene Ontology annotation, biological process: protein deubiquitination. NCBI's taxonomy places the organism in Eukaryota, Metazoa, Echinodermata, Crinoidea, Comatulida, Comatulidae. Gene Ontology annotation, molecular function: K63-linked deubiquitinase activity; cysteine-type deubiquitinase activity. The record is from RefSeq and is a predicted model, not a curated record. Bases 178 to 1740 code for a protein of 520 amino acids.
GUCCAUUCUCUCAUCGCUCCCACAAUGCUUCAUGCGCCAUUUUGCACUAAUGUUUUGAUCUAUCUUUUCAAUCUGCGUUCACUGCUUACUGUUUGUGGCAUUAGUUUGCCGUCAUAUUAGUGUUUUCAGUUACCUGAAUAUAUGUGCUCCUGGGAUAUAUAUAAUAAUUGAUACAACAUGACGAUUUUACCUAAGAAAAAUACGUCGAAAGAGAAAAAGGACUCAAAACAAGGAGAGAACCACCACUCACACUCUCAACAUAAUUCAAGUAGUGAACACAGGUCAAGUGGAGGAGCUCGCCCGAAGUGUAGGAAUUCGCCUCCACGGUGGUUAUCCAGUAAUUCUAGGGAGGAACGGCACUCUUUAAAUGAAAGUAGAUUAGCGUUUCGAGAAAACUAUGAAAGUUAUGAAAGAACAAAUCGACCACAGAGUGCGAAAAGGGCACGCCACAGGUCAUCCCCUCAUCGUGAACAUGUAGUGGGAGGGGCAAGGACAAGCACAAACAGCAGCAGUAGCAGAUUGGAAGAAGAAAAUGAACAAAGGGAUGCAGAAGCUAGCUUAGGAUAUGAGGAAAGAAAUAGUGAGGAUGAAUAUGAUCUGUCUUCCUGCUCAGAGCAAGAGUUCGAUGAGUUGGAAGUGAGGUUUGAGAAGUUAGUGCAGCAAAGACGAGGUCUCAUUAUCAAGAAGAUGGUUCCUGAUGGUGGUUGUCUCUUCAGGGUUGUUGCUGACCAAGUUUAUGGUGAUCAGGAAUGGCAUUCAAUCGUUAGACAGCAUUGCAUGGACUAUAUGAUGAAAAAUGCUGAUUAUUUCUCACAGUUUGUCACUGAGGAUUUUACAACUUAUAUUAAUAGAAAGAGACUAAAUGAUUGCCAUGGAAACCAUGUUGAAAUGCAAGCUAUGUCUGAGAUGUAUAAUAGAAACAUAGAAGUCUUUGUGUACAGUUUAGAGCCAAUUAAUACAUUUCAUGGAAUAAAUGUAACAGGAAAUGCACCUAUACGUGUUAGUUACCAUCGAAACAUUCAUUACAACUCAAUGGUGGACCCUUACAAGGCUACGAUAGGAGUCGGACUUGGACUGCCGUCUUUUAAACCUGGGUUGGCCGAUCGUACCCUGAUGAAAGAUGCAAUAAAAAUGUCAGAAAAUACUGCUAUCGAGCAGACAAUGCUGGAGGACAAAGUCGCUGCCACUGACUGGGAAGCAACGUCGGAGGCCAUCGAGGAACAGGUCGCACGUGAAUCCUACCUACAGUGGCUUAAGGACAAUGAAAAAAGAGCAACAAAAAACACAUCGAGCACUGCCAGUGCUACUUGUAGUUCAGCCCCUGUUGAUCCGCCCCAUCGUCGGGACAUGGCGGAAGAGAGCCACCACAGAGGGGGACUAUCACCACGGCAUAGAUCUGGAACAUCUUCAGACCCUAGUUGUUCAACCAGUUACCACGACCAGACAAAACAUGCAGGGUCACCGCCUAGAAGUCCGUUGGCUAGCACUAGCGGCUCAGUUGCAAUGCAAGAUACUGCCAGUAGUAGUGAAUCAUCGCUUUCCUCACUAGCGUGCUCCAGACUAUGUGCGGCCCCAAGUACAAGCGAAGGUGCUCAGGCACCCGAGAAUCAAAUGCAAAACAUAUCACCAGGAGAUUUUGGGUAUUUAGCAUGGGAUACAGAAGACGCAAUAGUUGCGUCAAUACUAGCGCAGUCUCAACAAGAAUAUUUUGACAGCUUGAAAAGAACUGGACCGAGCUAAUGCAUUGUCGCCGUAGCAUUUGAAUCAGAAAUUAAUAUUUAAACCAUGCUGAACAGGAGAUUACAAAUAGAAUAGUGAAAAGUGGGAAAUAAAUAGUUACCAAUUUUUUGAAAAUUUAAAGCAUUUUAUGAAUAAUUUUAAUUUAUAUUUCUUUUAUUGAUGCAGAAAUACUUAUAUAUAAAUUAGUAUUUACUGGUAAUAGUUUGGUAUUGCUAAUUUGAGCUUUUGUUCUUAAGAUAUGUUUACACUAUCUAGUUUAAUGUGACAUAUACAUGUGGUUUGUCCCUAUAUGGGUGUGAUGUGACAUCAUGCCCAUAUAUGGGUAAUUCACAGAUUUACUUGUAAUACUUUUCUAUUGCUAAUUUGAGCUGUUGUUCUGAAGCUGUGUUCACACUAUGCAGUUUAAUGUGAAAAAUACCUGUCAUUUGCCCAUAUAUGGGUGUGAUGUGACAUCAUCAUGAUAAUUCACAGUUAUUCGUCACAGUUGGAUAGUGUGGACAGAGCAUUACUCUUUGCUAAGUUGUAGAUAACACACUUUCAUAAUUAUAGCAUGCUUUUCCCUGGUUGUUUUUUAAACUUAUUUACUUUAGUUCAUGUGAAAUUUGAUGUAGGUAAGUUCUAGAAGUUGUCAGUUCAGUGAUUACCUAUAUGUUUUUUUUCUCAAUCCAUGCCACUACUGUACACCUAUAUACUGUAUUAGCUUCAGAAAUUCUUCUACUGGAAAUGGAGAAUAAAAUCCUAGUUUAUGCCUGUUAAUACCUAUUCUGUAGUUACGAUAUAUUCAGCACACAUAAGUAAACAAAAUGGUCAGCAGGGUGCCAAGCGAACACCAUGAACCGAGAGCCAAAUGCAAGAUGUGGGUAUCCUCUACACCCCUGUCCAAAAUAAAUACAGUAUAAGAUAGCCUAUAUAACUUUUUUAAAAUAUGGUAGUGUUAAGCACAAUUGCAAUUAAGGAAAGUACAUUUUUAAAAUUAUUAUUUAACAUCUAUGAUAUAGCUUGCUAAUGAAGGGUGUUUCACAUAACGAAAUUCCAUAAUUAUGGUAUUCUAGUUACAUAAUAUAUUCAUAUUCAAUAAUUUUCCAGAACAACCUGUAAACAAUGCAUAAAGUAAUGCAAGUGAAGUGCAUAUUGUCCUUUGCAAUGUGUUCAUUUUUUCAAUAUUAACUCCAGACUUUUGCAAGUUCUAUUAGUUUUCUGUGUUAUAAUUAUUUAUGAUAGUCAGCUGGCAAGUCCUGGAUAAUGGAGGUUAGGUACCCUAACACCUUUGUUCUUUCAUUUUAUAAUAGAAACAUUAAUGUAUGUUAACAUAGAUCUACGCUGUUGCUGUACAGUAAGUCUGAUAUUUCUGCAGUUUGUGCAAUUUUGCAAUGAAAUCUUUUUUUUAUUUGCAUCCAACUUGUUUGUUUAUAUAAUACAUCUGCUUUUAUUGGGACUUGGCCAUUGGAUAGUAAUUCAUUUACUUGAGGUAUCUGUAAUGAUCCAAACCCGAAAUGCAAAGUUUGAAUGUGGUUACAUUAUCUGUGUAUUUCUUGAGCCUGCUGCACACACAAGUAAAUAGUUUUCCAGUUAUUCGUGGCGAUUGACGAAGCUGUUUACUUGCAAGCAAGCAGACUUUAAUUGCUGCACAGGAGUAAAACCAAUCUGCAUGUUAAACAUGACAUGCAGAUUGCAAACAAAAAGUUUUCAAAUACAGUUGAACUUGCCAAAGUCGAAUCCAAAAUGCCAUUGAAAAAUUGUUUUGACUUAGAUAAAAUUUACUGUUAAUUAAUGGAAAACACAACAGUUUGCCAUAUAAAAUAAGUUUGUUUUGACUUAGAUAAAAUUUGACUUACAGAGAUUGUUAAUUAAUGGAAAUAACAACAGUUUGGCAUGUAAAACAAUUUUGACUUAGAAAUUAUUCAAGUUAGGCGAAGUCGACUUCGGCGAGUUUAACUGUACUAAAUUUUUUCAGAUACGGUUUCAACUUUCUAUUAAUUUUAAUGUAUCUUGCCUAUCAGAAAAUACAUGGUCAGUAAUGAUAGUUUGUAUAUGUGGCCUGCUCUGGGUUUUGUGGUCUCCCUCUUUGUUAAUAUAUUUGUUAAUAUAACGAUACAAUACUAUUACCACUGACAUUAAUUUUAUUCAGAUACUGUAUAUCAAUUGUUCCUCAAUAAUUUUAAAUAAUUAUCAAUAAAAAUCAUUAGUGGUAUGUAAUGAAA